Messenger RNA from Aspergillus heteromorphus CBS 117.55, 1174 nucleotides. RefSeq lists its product as uncharacterized. The record is from RefSeq and is a predicted model, not a curated record. The transcript is spliced from 3 exons. Bases 1 to 1074 code for a protein of 357 amino acids. NCBI's taxonomy places the organism in Eukaryota, Fungi, Ascomycota, Eurotiomycetes, Eurotiales, Aspergillaceae.
AUGGUUCGUACCUCAGUGGUGGCGAGCCUUCUGCUUGCUGGCAGUAACUUCGCCGCAGGUUACCUUGUUGAUCCUCCGGGAACAGCGUUUCCCGGAGCGGACCCUGACUGCAGCGAAUGGGUGGCGUACACCGACGGCCUCACCUGUGCAAAGAUCGAAGAGGAGUACGGCAUCUCAGAGCUCGAGUUUCUCAGUUGGAACCCUUAUCUCGUAUUGGUAUACACCAGCUGUGAUGUGGCAGCUGGGUUCGACUACUGCGUUGACGUCGACUUUUUGACUUGGGGCACCUCCACAUCUUCCUCCUCGUCUUCCGUCUCUACCUCUUCGGGCGAUGGAGUCACCACUCCAUCAGCAAUUCAAACCGGGAUGACAUCCACCUGCGACAAGUUCUAUCUCGUUGCUUCUGGAGAUAGUUGUUCCACGAUUGCUGCUGACGCGGGUAUCUCCCUUGCUGACUUCUAUGCCUGGAACCCUGCGGUCGGCGAUACUUGCGCCGACCUGUGGGCUGACGACUAUGUCUGCAUUGAUGUCAUUGGGUUUGUGGCUUCGACAACUGCCGCGGUAACUACCACCAUUGCCAUCUCAAGCACAACUACCAGUGCCGGAGAUGGCAUCACUACCCCUUCCCCCAUCCAAACGGGUAUGAGUUCCACGUGUGAUAAAUUCUAUCUUGUUGAAUCCGGGGACAGCUGUUCCACGAUCGCCUCUGACGCUGGUAUCUCACUGGCGGAUUUCUAUGCCUGGAAUCCUGCCGUCGGCGAUACCUGCGCUGACCUGUGGGCUGACGACUACGUUUGCAUUGAUGUGAUUGGGUAUGUCGCUUCGACCACCACCGUAGCAUCUACAGCCACUACGACCUCUGCAGGGAAUGGUAUCACCACCCCCACCCCUUACGAGUCUGGAAUGGUCGACGACUGUGACAAGUUCUACUUGGUGGCGUCGGGAGAUAGCUGCUCCAGCAUUGCCACAGCGGAGGAUGUCACACAGGCGGAGAUUGAGGAGUGGAAUCCGACAGUGGGCAGCUCCUGUUCCUCGCUUUGGCUGGACUACUAUAUUUGCGUGGGGGUUUUGUAAACACGCGCUUCGGGACCUUUCUGGCCGAUUGAUCAUACAUCAAUCUUGAUACUUCGAGAACAAGCUGUUUUUUGAAAUUCCUUUGCAUGAGCUAUUGAUC